AUGCCAAAAAAGAGCAAGAAAGACAAGAUUCCCUAUCCAGGGACCAAAGGGGAGCCCUUCACCGAGUUCUACUCCCGCAAAAAGUGGCGAACUGUGUUUCAGUCGCAAAUGUUGGAUUUGGCUGGCCGCGGCCUCUCCUCAGUGGGUACGCUGAUCAUCGGAACGGCUCUCGCGAAGAACCACACGAUAAGCUAUCUAAAUCUUGCGCAUAAUGACAUGGGGGAUGAUGGCGCCAUCGCGCUCGCGGAUCUGCUCCGCGUGAACGAAACGAUUCAUACGUUGGAUCUCUCGCAAAACUGCAUCACGGACGUCGGCGCCAUCGCGUUGGCAUCGGCGUUUUUGCCGAACGUCUCGCCGUCUGGGCAGCCAGGGCAGUGGAAUCGGACGUUGACUUCGUUGAUUUUGGUGGGAAAUGAGUGCGGGGAUGAUACGCUGCUUGCUUUUAGCAACGCCGCCGUCAGUCAUCACGGCUUUUCCACGAUCAACCUUAGUUGGAAUCGCAUCGGCGCGAAGGGAACUAGGAACCUGAUGCGCUGCUUCCAACACAAUCCACUUUGUAACUUUAUACUCUACGCGAACCAGUUGGGGGAUGAAGGGGUGGUGCAUCUCUGUGAGGCGCUGCGGUUGCACGGCGGGAAAGGGCAGGGCUCACUCAAUCUCUAUCGCAAUAGUGUAGGCCCUCGCGGCGCUGCUGCGGUCGCGGCCUUGUUGGAUGGAAAUGAUUAUCUCUUGGAGCUUGAUCUUUCCUCAAAUACGUUGGGUUUGCGUGGUACUCAGGAGAUUUGCCGGGUGCUCACGACGUCGACGUGUGUGCUGCGGACUUUGAAUCUCGCGGAUAACAUGAUCGGCGACGAUGGUGCGAAGGAGGUCGCCCGCGUUAUCUCUGCGAACUUACCCACAUUGAAUCGGUUGAAUGUGUCGGAUAACGAAAUCAACGAGAAAGGUUCCUUCCACCUGGUGAACGCGUUGCACAAAAAUACGAGUCUGCUCGUCGUGCAGGCUGGGAAAAAUACUUUUGGGUCCAAGGCAGUGAAGAGUAUCGAGGAGCUCGUGCGCACGACGAAGUCCCUUUGUUCGCUAAAUAUCAUGAACUGCGUUUCGUCCCCGGAACUGCGGUGGCGGCUUAGCUUAGCGGUUGGGGAAUCCGAUGGGGUGCACGUCGAAAUGGGUAACGAGACCACCGUUGAAAACGAAGAGGAGGGAGGUAUUUUAGCGCGUAUCAACGAGUAUGUUCAGGGAUUAGAGGAGCAGGAAGCGCAGCGCGCGAGAGAGGCCACUGCGGCGAAAAAACUUAGGCGUUCGAAAUCCAAGGUGGCUUGA
Molecule: messenger RNA, 1320 nt
Organism: Phytomonas sp. EM1
Lineage: Eukaryota; Euglenozoa; Kinetoplastea; Trypanosomatida; Trypanosomatidae
Source: the annotation of a GenBank genome assembly